AUGGGUUUUGCUCAGAAAAUCGCUGCAGCUCAGAACAGCCAGACGAUGGCUAAUAGUGGCACGUACGGAGGGGCACCUCCCUCGGGGUAUACUGGAGGCCCUCCUUCCUCAUUGCAGGCUGGUGGAUCCGUAAGUCACUUCAUCUCUUCGCUUGUUCCGCGACGUCAUUUGAGGGAGAAAAGUGCUAAUUCUUCGCAGAGUCAACAAUCGCAGUACCAGGCUUAUCCAGGAUCCCCAGCCCCUCAGGGAUCGUCUUACAACGCAUCCCCAUCUCCUGCAUCAUAUGGCAGGCCGCCAUCGCAGCAGCCUACGCCUUACCCCGCAUCUCAACCUCAGGCCUAUGGCCGCGCGCCUCCACCCCCACCACAAGGCCAGCCCUAUGCCUCCGCUAGUUCGCCGUAUCCAGGCCAGCGCCCGGGACAGGGUUAUGCUUCUCCUUCCUCGCCUUAUCCAGGACAGCAGCCUCCGCAGUCUCCUUACCCCGGACAGCAGCCCCCCCAGUCGCCCUAUCCUGGUCAACAGCAAGCUCCUCAAGGGCGCCAUCCUACCCUCCUCAGGGAGCUCCUUACCCCGGUGGCCAGGGCCGUGCUGGACCGUCACCUGGACCACCAAGCGGACCACCGCAGGGCCACAACAGAUUGCAGCCUACCGAUCGCUUUUGAUUUCCACGAUCCAAGAGAAGAAUAUCCAAAGUUUCUACCCCCGGAGCGACUGGACCGACUUGUUCAGACACUUGCUGCCGAAGCACCGGGCAAGCUUAACAAGCUGAUCGGCGAAUGGGCGGUGCCCAUGGAGGUUGCGACCGAUGUCAUGAAACUGGCGCUGUAUGAUGUAAUCCUCUACGUCGAUGACAGUGGAUCGAUCGAGUUCGAGGAGAAGGGACUCCGAAAGGAUCAGCUCAGACAGAUUCUUGGUAUCGUGGCUACUGCAGCCUCUACCUUCGAUCAGGAUGGUAUCUCCGUUCGAUUCAUGAACUCCAGCGAACAGGGCGAUGGUAUCCGUGACGCGGAAGAUGUUGAACGUCUUGUCUCCCGUGUCCGUUUCUCUGGACUGACCCCUCUGGGCACUAGCCUCCGGUCCAAGGUUGUUGAACCCAUGAUUGUUCAGCCCGCCCGAGCCAACCGCCUGGAGAAGCCUGUGCUGGUAAUUACCAUCACCGACGGACAGCCAGCUGGUGAGUCUCACGGUACUGUGGGUGAUGUCAUUCGCUACGCAGUGGAGGAGACCACGCGGACCCGUUAUGGCCCCGGUGCCGUGGCAUUCCAGUUCUCGCAGGUGGGCACUGAUUCGCGGGCUCGCGACUUCCUGUCCUCUCUGGACGAGGAUCCCCACAUUGGCCACUUGAUCGACUGCACUUCCAACUUUGAGGUUGAGCAAGAUGAGAUGUCUCGUGCUAAUCCGCCAGUGCAUCUCACCCGUGAGCUUUGGUGUGCCAAACUGAUGCUUGGUGCUAUCGAUUCCUCCUACGACACCAAGGAUGAGCGCGACAACGCACGUCGUGCGGCUCCCCCGCCCUCAUCGGUAGCUCAGUACGGAAGCGGCGGCGGCUACGGCCAGCCUCCCCAAUCCCAAGGUCAAGCCCAGCCUCCAUACGGUGCGCCUCCCGGCGCUCCUCCCAGCCAGUACGGUUCCCAGUCUGGUUAUGCACCACAGGGUGGUCAAUAUGCCCCGCCUGCAGGGCCCCCUCCUGGUCAGGCACCACAAGGUGGUCAAUAUGCCCCGCCUGCAGGACCCCCUCCUGGUCAGGCACCACAAGGUGGUCAAUAUGCCCCGCCGUCAGGGCCCCCUCCUGGUCAGGCCCCGUACCAGGGAUCGGGUAGCUAUGGCCGUCCCCCACCUCAGCAGCCAUACGGGUCUGGAUCUGGAUACCAGCAGCCGCCAUAUGGACAGCAGCCACGCUAUUGA
Molecule: messenger RNA, 1905 nt
Organism: Penicillium paradoxum
Lineage: Eukaryota; Fungi; Ascomycota; Eurotiomycetes; Eurotiales; Aspergillaceae
Gene: rfeF
Exons: 7
Coding region: 1-1905 (634 amino acids)
Source: RefSeq, a predicted model, not a curated record